Messenger RNA from Trichoderma aggressivum f. europaeum, 630 nucleotides. RefSeq lists its product as uncharacterized. The coding region runs from base 1 to 630 and encodes 209 amino acids. The record is from RefSeq and is a predicted model, not a curated record. The transcript has a single exon. Lineage: Eukaryota; Fungi; Ascomycota; Sordariomycetes; Hypocreales; Hypocreaceae.
AUGCAUAUUAUCAGCUUCGGUGCCGAUGGCAUGGCCACAGAUUUAUGCAUGAGCAGCAGUAUCCACAUUGAGCGAGUAUGUAUCGCUGCGGCGCUGUACACACUUGUGAAGUAUAUGGGCAUUGGAGAGGAGACUUUCUGCGCGGACGACUCGCCCUCGCCGUUCCACCGGCCGAGCUUGGAAUUUGCUGAUGACGAUACACGGAAUCGGACAAUUGGCAUGGUCCAACAAAUGUACAAGACCUUGAAGCCAGAUUUGAGACCAAUUGCCGAGCAGAUCGUGGUAAAGCACCAUCCCUAUAUCGACAUUCUGCCCUUCCCAACGUUGCGAAGAAACCUUAUUAUGCAUCAGAAGCAAAUCGAUGAGGAUGAAUUCUUGAACGAUACACUGACUGGUUUGAUCUGCUGGGGUGGCGCGGGCACGUCAAGGAGUGAUACAGAUAAUGCGACGGGGCACGCGGCUACGGAAACAGUGUGGGAUGUACGAAGUUGGGAGGCCAAAACUUGGUUUCUGAAGAAGUAUUGGUGGCUGCUUGGUGGGGAGGAUGGAGAGCUGGUCAGACAGAGUGAGUGGUGGCGGAGUGUUAGGGGAGAGGAACUGAAUGCAGAUCUAGUUGCGUUCAAAAGCUGA